CGGCGAGCGCGCGAGCAGGGCCAGAGCCGGCCUGGGAGCCUGCGGAGCCGAGCGCAGCGAGCGGAGGAGCGCCUGGGCGGCGGCGGCGGCGGCAGCGGUAGCGUGCGAGAUGGCUCCGGCCGCGGACCGCGAGGGCUACUGGGGUCCCACGACGUCCACGCUGGACUGGUGCGAGGAGAACUACGCGGUGACCUGGUACAUCGCCGAGUUCUGGAAUACAGUGAGUAACCUGAUUAUGAUUAUACCUCCAAUUUUUGGUGCAAUUCAGAGUGUUAGAGAUGGACUGGAAAAGCGGUACAUUGCUUCUUACUUAGCACUCACAGUGGUAGGAAUGGGAUCCUGGUGCUUCCACAUGACUCUGAAAUAUGAAAUGCAGCUAUUGGAUGAACUCCCAAUGAUUUAUAGCUGUUGUAUAUUUGUGUACUGCAUGUUUGAAUGUUUCAAGAUGAAGAACUCUGUAAACUACCAUCUGCUUUUUAUUUUAGUUCUAUUCAGUUUAAUAGUAACCACAGUUUACCUUAAGGUAAAGGAGCCUAUAUUCCAUCAGGUCAUGUAUGGAGUGUUGGUCUUCACAUUAGUACUUCGAUCUAUUUAUAUUGUUACAUGGGUUUAUCCAUGGCUCAGAGGACUGGGUUAUACAUCCUUGGGUAUAUUUUUAAUGGGAUUUCUAUUAUGGAACAUAGAUAACAUCUUUUGUGAUUCACUGAGGAACUUUCGAAAGAAGGUGCCACCUAUCAUAGGUGUUACCACACAGUUUCAUGCAUGGUGGCAUAUUUUAACUGGCCUUGGUUCUUAUCUUCACAUCCUUUUCAGUUUAUAUACAAGAACUCUUUACCUGAGAUACAGGCCAAAAGUAAAGUUUCUCUUCGGAAUCUGGCCAGUGAUCCUGUUUGAGCCUCUCAGGAAGCACUGAUGAAUUAUUCCACCAAGAAAACAAAAAAGCACCUACCAUAGACCUGGCCAAAUGAAUAAGCAAAUCCUUAAAGAUCUACACAUUCAAAUGUAUUAUGACCAUCGGAGUAAAGGAGUGACUUUCUGAGUAAUGCUGCCGGUCACACAGAGAAUAAGGAAUGGGGCUUGUUGGAUGUUUAGCUUGUGUCUUUAUCUCAUUGUUCUUCUCCUCCUCACCCUCACCCUAAGAUGUUU
Messenger RNA from Neomonachus schauinslandi (Hawaiian monk seal), 1146 nucleotides. It is a transcript of the gene ACER3, whose product is annotated as alkaline ceramidase 3. The transcript is spliced from 11 exons. Gene Ontology annotation, biological process: ceramide metabolic process; phytosphingosine biosynthetic process. The record is from RefSeq and is a predicted model, not a curated record. NCBI's taxonomy places the organism in Eukaryota, Metazoa, Chordata, Mammalia, Carnivora, Phocidae. Gene Ontology annotation, cellular component: endoplasmic reticulum membrane. The coding region runs from base 110 to 913 and encodes 267 amino acids.